AUGCCGCCUCAUCUCGUGCAAGAGUUGCAGAAGUGGUAUGUGCACUACCCUGCGCUCGCAGGCGUUGCUCGUGAUGCAGCGCCUCCCCCUGUCCCUGAAGUUCAUGAGUACUCGGGGAGCGAGCUUGAUCGGCUCGCUGCGGCUGAGCAGACGGAGUUGGCAAAGAAGUGCGAGGCGGCCGCCAAGAAGGAGCGUCUUGCGUAUCAGGAGGUCCAGUGGCGGCUGGACCGCUUCAACAAGGCCAAGGCUACGAUGGAAGAGAUGCAGAGGAACCACGUCGAGGCUGAGCAGCAGCUCGAGGUGGCCAGGAAGGCGACGCGCGAGGCGGACACUGCCAAGUCUGCCUUUGAUGUCGUGGCCUACAAGACGGCGAAGGGCGAGGGCAUGGAUGUUGAUACUGUUCCUUGGCUGCGCGGCAUGCUGGUUGACUACACCUACGUGGAGGCUCACCUGCACGAGUUCACCGACGAUGACCUGUCCAAGCUCGUGCAGUACUCGGGCAUCCUGCUUCCUCAAUGGCAGCAGUAUCGACUCCACCUUCAACGGAUGCGAUCCCCUGCAGCUGAUGACGCCGCCUCUGACAUGGGCAGCGAGGUCGGUGAAGGCGACCUUGAGCAAGGGGAGCGUGACCAGCUUCGUGAGCUCAAAAAGCGUGCUGCUGACACGGGACUUGACGAGAAUGCUGCAAAGGAGUACGCCGACCUCAUCCAGAAGCGCAUCAUCGCCAAGUCGACGAAGCGUGCUCGCAUCAGCCAGAGCGUCACUUGCGACAUGUACCGCGCCUUCUGCAACGCCACCGCGAAGCAGAUGGGCCAGCACGGGGCUGGGUUUGCCCCGCCAGGAGGUGCUGCUGGUGGAGGCGCGGCUGCUUCUGAGGCCCAGCCCUCUGUUUAG
Molecule: messenger RNA, 894 nt
Organism: Prorocentrum cordatum
Lineage: Eukaryota; Dinophyceae; Prorocentrales; Prorocentraceae
Source: the annotation of a GenBank genome assembly